AUGCUCUCGUGUCAAAGAUUUGGCGAUACGGCUGAAAUGAAAGACUAUCAUUACACAGGUCCAGUUGAGCACCGGUUUUCGCCGUACACGUUCAACGGCGGGACUGUUCUGGCGCUGGCUGGAGAAGACUUUGCCAUUGUAGCUUCAGACACAAGGUUGAGUGAAGGCUAUGCAAUCCACAGCAGAGAGUCUCCCAAAUGUUACAAGUUGACAGACACAACUGUUAUUGGCUGUAGCGGUUUCCAUGGUGACUGUCUGACUCUGACAAAAAUCAUUGGUGCCAGACUAAAGAUGUACAAACACUCAAACAAUAAGACCAUGACGUGCGGAGCCAUCGCUGCCAUGCUGUCUACCAUCUUGUACGGCAGGAGGUUCUUCCCCUACUACGUUUACAAUAUCAUUGGAGGCCUUGAUGCAGAGGGCAAGGGUGCAGUGUACAGUUUUGACCCAGUGGGAUCCUAUCAGAGGGAUUGCUACAUGGCUGGGGGAUCAGCUAGUGCCAUGCUCCAACCACUGCUAGACAACCAGAUUGGUUUCAAGAACAUGGAGGGCAUGGCACACGUUCCUCUAUCCCGCGAGAAGGCCAUUCAGUUGGUCAAAGAUGUUUUCAACUCUGCCGCGGAAAGAGAUGUUUACACUGGAGAUGCUCUUCAAAUCUGCCUCAUCACCAAGGAUGGGAUCACAGAGACGACCUUCAAAUUGAGGAAGGAUUGA
Messenger RNA from Nerophis lumbriciformis (worm pipefish), 714 nucleotides. Lineage: Eukaryota; Metazoa; Chordata; Actinopteri; Syngnathiformes; Syngnathidae. The record is from RefSeq and is a predicted model, not a curated record.